Microthlaspi erraticum is the source of this 1314-nucleotide messenger RNA. Lineage: Eukaryota; Viridiplantae; Streptophyta; Magnoliopsida; Brassicales; Brassicaceae. The record is from the annotation of a GenBank genome assembly.
AUGUUCUUCUUCCGGGUCAGCGAGGCCACGAUGGGCGACUUCGAUUUUGGUCGAAUCCGGACGGAGUGGGCGACUAGCGUUGUUGUAGAUCCAGUACCGAACAACCCGGGGAUUGAUUACCUCGUCGAACGACUCGGAAGGGAGAAGGUGAACUGGAGUACUUUUACUCCGGAACGGAUCCGUCGAGUUCUCAGCUCUCCUCCUGCUCCUCCUCCAGCUGAUCUUCCGGUUAGAUCGGCGCAAGAUUCUAGCUCUGCUUCUUCUGUUCCUCCUCUCUCAUGCAGACCGAAAAUGACCCGUCGUCAACCUCUCAGAUCCCGGACCGCAAAGAGUGCCAAAGGCGCCUCCUCAGGUGGAAGUCGAGUUCGCGCCGGUCAGUUCGUAACGGCCGUGGAGGAGGCCAUGGCUUCGAAGCCCGCGGUGGGGUCUCCUGCCCUUGCCGACCAUGUGGUUGACCAGGUCGACGCGACCGCUGAAGGAGAGAUCGUUCCUCUCCCGAGUAUGGUUCAUGUGAGCUCCGAUCGGACUCGCAGUUCGGAUCAAGGUCACUCGAGGCAGGCGCCGAAGCGAGCUCGGAGUGACGAUGGAGAGGCUCGUUCUCGCGAGGGCGGCCCGACUGCCUCGAACGGGAGCGGGGGAAAGCCACCUUUUUACUGGCUGUACGAGAACUCCAAAGGCUUCCCCGUUCAGGACGACGAGGAGGGAACAGCUCGCAUUCACCACCACUUCAAGCCCGUCGGAUGCCGGCUCCCGUCCCUGAACCAGAUGUCUGAGAAAGAGCUCUACAUCGCGACGUGCGCUACGAGCGGGAGGGCUGUGGCAGCUCGUAACAUGUUGGUGUCCCGCCUGGAGUCGAGGAUCAGAGACGCGCCUCACCAGAAAGUGCUCGAUCAGGUGAAGGAGCUCGUUACCAAGUUGACCUCCGAUCUCUCUGCGGCGAACGAGCGGGUAGCUCAUCAGGGUGAGCUCUUGAAGAAACACACCUCGCAGGAGGGCGAUCAGAUCGAACUCCAAUCCAACAUCGAUCUCCUUACGUCGUUGAUCUCCGGUGCGAUCAACCAGGAGGAAGAGCUCGCCAGGUUGAGGGGGCUCGAGGAUGAGGAGGCCGAAGCAGCCAAGGCGGCCCAAGUCUCCGAUUUCUCGAUCGGGAAGUUCAACCUUCCCGUGGUCUCGGAGGACUCGGUCGCGCGUAUGGAGAUCGACCCAUCAACGAACAUCCCGGUUGGCUUGAACCCGUUCGGGACGAAUGCCGAAGAGAAGGGAAGCAACGAGGAGGGAGAGAAGGAAGAUGAAGAGAUGACCGUCGAGGACUGA